AAAAGGAGGAACCUUUCACAUGGCGGCGGCCGCCGCGGCUUCAGUGACGUCACGGGCUUCCGGCAGGGAAGCGGCCAUGGCGGCCCGGGGAUGCCGGGGCUGAGACCCCCAGGAACCCCCCCAGGACCCCCCAUGGCCACGAGUCGCUCGGAGGACGAGGAGUCCCCCGGGGACUGUCCCCAAACGCCGCAGCUCCUCCAGGUUCAUCAAGAGGAAGAAGUUCGACGACGAGCUGGUUGAGAGCAGUCUGGCCAAGUCCUCGAGCCGUGCCAAGGGGGGCCCAGAGCCCCCCCCUCGGCCUGGCCCCGACCCCCCCCCCGGGGGACAGGAGGAAGGUGUCGAGGGCAGUGCCCCCCCCCGCGGCCCCCGGGCCCCCCCCCGGGCUGCCCAAGAGGCUCAAGAAGAGCAAGCAGAGCCCGGCGGUGCCGCGGGACCUGGGCCGCUGGAAACCCGCCGACGACCUGCUGCUCAUCAACGCCGUGCUGCAGACCAACGACCUCACCUCGGUUCACCUGGGGGUGAAGUUCAGCUGCCGCUUCACCCUGAGGGAGAUCCAGGAGCGCUGGUACGCGCUGCUCUACGACCCCGUCAUCUGCAAACUGGCCUGCCAGGCCAUGCGCUCGCUGCACCCCGAGGCCGUGGCCGCCGUGCAGAGCAAGGUCCUGUUCAGCAAAGCUGAGGAGCAGCUGCUCACCAGGGUCCCCUCGACCCCCCAGCCCUCCCUGGAGACCUUCCAGGACCUGCUGCUCCGACACCCCGAGGUGUUUUACCCUUCAAGGACCCCCAAGGCCCUGCAGCUGCACUGGCAGCUCCUGCGCCAGUACCACCUGCUGCAGGACCAGACAGUGCAGCCCCUGCCCAAGGGGGACCAAGUGCUGAACUUCUCGGACGCCGAGGAGAUGGUGGAUGACGGGAAACUCAGGGAUGUGCGGGACGAGGUGCUGGAACACGAGCUGACGGUGGCGGAUCGGCGGCAGAAACGGGAGAUCCGGCAGCUGGAGCAGGAGCUGCACAAGUGGCAGGUGCUGGUGGAUUCCAUCACAGGGAUGAGCUCCCCGGAUUUCGACAGCCAGACGCUGGCGGUGCUGCGGGGGCGGAUGGUGCGGUACCUGAUGCGCUCCCGAGAGAUCACCCUGGGCAGGGCCACCAAGGACAACCAGAUCGACGUGGACCUGGCGCUGGAGGGCCCGGCCUGGAAGAUCUCCCGCAAACAAGGGGUGAUCAAGCUGAAGAACAACGGCGACUUCUUCAUCGCCAACGAGGGCCGGCGCCCCAUUUACAUCGACGGCCGCCCCGUCCUGGGGGGCAACAAGUGGAAGCUCAACAACAACUCUGUGGUCGAGAUCGCCAGCCUGCGCUUCGUCUUCCUCAUCAACCAGGACCUCAUCGCCCUCAUCAAGGCCGAGGCGGCCAAGCUGGCCCAGCAGUGAGGGGGGUGAGGGGGGAUUGGGGUCCCAGUUGGCUCUUGGGGGGCCCCAGGCAGCCCCUCACCGGGGUAGUGAUGACUUUAUUGGAAGCAGUUUGGGAUGGGGGGGGUGCUGGGGGGUCCCAACCUCCCCCAAAGGUAUUGGGGUGCCCCUCCCCCUUUACCUGGCCCAGGUGAGUUGGGGGGGGAGACACAGAGACAACCCUCCCAACCCCCAUCCCUGAAUUCCUCCCCCCUCCCCAAAAAAAUUUUUAAAGCUCAACAUUUCA
Pseudopipra pipra is the source of this 1695-nucleotide messenger RNA. RefSeq names its product microspherule protein 1 (gene MCRS1). Gene Ontology annotation, cellular component: NSL complex; MLL1 complex; Ino80 complex. The record is from RefSeq and is a predicted model, not a curated record. Gene Ontology annotation, biological process: positive regulation of transcription by RNA polymerase II. Bases 615 to 1430 code for a protein of 271 amino acids. Gene Ontology annotation, molecular function: protein binding; G-quadruplex RNA binding. Lineage: Eukaryota; Metazoa; Chordata; Aves; Passeriformes; Pipridae. The transcript has 14 exons.